Messenger RNA from Chinchilla lanigera (long-tailed chinchilla), 1896 nucleotides. RefSeq names its product glycoprotein 2 (zymogen granule membrane) (gene Gp2). The record is from RefSeq and is a predicted model, not a curated record. Gene Ontology annotation, cellular component: apical plasma membrane; cell surface. The transcript has 11 exons. The coding region runs from base 178 to 1755 and encodes 525 amino acids. Gene Ontology annotation, biological process: neutrophil migration. Lineage: Eukaryota; Metazoa; Chordata; Mammalia; Rodentia; Chinchillidae.
CUAUGCACCAAUCCUGGAGAGACACAUGGGUAGGAGAUAGCAAUAAAAAACAAUCCACAGCAGGCUGCAUUCCCAUAGUCAGCUGGAGGAGGAGGAAGGUUCUGGGUUCUCUCCCAAAGCUGCAUGGCCAGUGUGCACACUGUGGAGUGAAGGUGUGUGCCUCACCUCGCAGGAAGGAUGGUAGGCCGUGAUCUCCUGUGGCUGACCUUGGCCCCUUGCAUUCUGGUCCUGGCACUGACCGUACAGCAAGGUUACACCAGAGAAGCCAGUUCCUAUGGGCAAGACCUGGCCUGUGGAGAACCUGGCACCCCAGAGGCUGAGAUCUGUUUUGACCCCUGCCAGAAUCACACUGUUCUGGAUGACCCCUCCCGAAGCAUAGAGAAUACAGAGGCAGACAGGACCUGUGAUAAUAACUUGGGUGGCUGGUACCGCUUUGUGGGUGAAGGAGGGGUGAGGAUGUCUGAGAGCUGUGUCCCUGUGUACCAGUGCCAGACAGAUGCACCCAUGUGGCUGAAUGGGACCCACCCGCUUCUUGGUGAUGGUAUCGUCCAGCGCACUGCUUGUGCCCACUGGAGUGGAAGUUGCUGUUUCUGGAACACCAAUGUGCUGGUGAAGGCCUGCCAGGGUGGGUACCACGUGUAUAAGCUGGAGUCCACCCCAACGUGCAAUCUGAGAUACUGCACAGACCCUUCCACCACCCUGGACAUGUGUGAGAAUGCCUGCCGUCCUCAGGAAGAGUGCCGUGUUGAAGACGGCAUCUGGGGCUGUUUCUGCAAACAGAACUUCAGUGGCUCUGAUAUUCAAAGUCUGCAGCCUCAGUUGGACUGUGGGGCCAGUGAGAUCGAGGUGAAGAUGGACAAGUGUUUGCUGGGAAGUCUGGGUUUUGGGGAGGUGGUGUUAGCCUACCUGAGUGAUCGGAACUGCAGCAGCAUCUUGCAAAGAGAGGAUGGCAACUGGAUAUCUGUGACCAGCCCUGUCCAGGCUAGUGCCUGUGGGAACAUUCUGGAGAAAAAUGGAACCCAUGCCAUCUACAAAAACACCUUGUCCUUGGCCACGGAUUUCAUCAUCAGAGACAUGCUCAUCAACAUCAAAUUCCAGUGUGCCUACCCCCUGGACAUGAAGGUCAGCCUCCAGACUGCACUUCAGCCUAUUGUAAGUUCCCUGAACAUCAGCUUGGGUGGGAAGGGAGAAUUCACAGUCAGAGUGGCCCUCUUCCAAGACCAGAGCUACAGAAAUCCCUAUGAAGGGGAUGUAGUCGUGCUGUCAGUGGAAUCCAUGCUCUAUGUGGGUGCCAUCUUGGAGAGAGGAGACACCUCCCGAUUUAACCUGUUAUUGAGGAAUUGCUAUGCCACCCCCUCUGAACACAAGGAUGACCCUGUGAAGUACUUCAUCAUCAGAAACAGCUGUCCGAAUCAACAUGAUUCCACUAUUUCUGUGGAGGAGAAUGGGGUGUCUUCAGAGAGCCGGUUCUCAGUUCAGAUGUUCAAGUUUGCUGGAAAUUAUGACCUAGUUUUCCUGCAUUGUGAGGUUCAUCUCUGUGACUCCCUUAAUGAACAGUGCCAACCAUCUUGUUCAAGAAAUCAACUUCGCAGUGAUGUACUGGCCCUUGACCUAGCCAAGGUUCUCGAUUUGGGACCCAUCACUCGGAGAGGAGCCCAGGCUCUUGGUGUCUUGAGUGGGACUCCCAGUACUGCAGGGUUCCUGGUGGCCUGGCCCAUGCUCCUCCUGCCUGUCCUCCUGGCAUGGCUGUUCUAAGAGCAGAGAUGAACGUUUGGCCUUGAAGUCCUGGCAUUCCCUCCCAUUCUGAGGGAAGAGUUUGCUCUUUUUUAGCACUCCCAUGCCUUUGUAUUCCUCUUUUGCUCUUGGUGGGGUCCUAUAAACUUGUGUUGGAAUGGC